Molecule: messenger RNA, 1432 nt
Organism: Talaromyces stipitatus ATCC 10500
Lineage: Eukaryota; Fungi; Ascomycota; Eurotiomycetes; Eurotiales; Trichocomaceae
Product: L-lactate dehydrogenase
Exons: 4
Coding region: 1-1251 (416 amino acids)
Molecular function (GO): FMN binding; oxidoreductase activity
Source: RefSeq, a predicted model, not a curated record
AUGAGUGACCCAUUCAAUCCAAACAUCGAGAAACGCUCAACGCCGCAAUGGGCUUUGUAUCAAAGAGAGCAAUUCUGGAGAGCCAAUGAUGGAGAAACGCCUCCUUUCAAUACGCACCCCAAGGCCCUAGAGGAAAAAGCCAAAGAGAAGCUAAGUUUAGGAGGAUGGUACUAUGCAGCUUCCAAUGCAGGCCUCUCAACAACUCACUCUGUCAAUCGUCAGGCUUUCCACCGGCAUUGCAUCGUCCCUCGCAUGUUAGUCGACACCAAUCUCCGCGACACAACUACCGAAAUAUGGGGCCACAAGGUCUCUGCACCCAUUGGAUUUGCUCCCAUCGGUAUCAACGCAAUCUACAAUCAAGCAGCCGAAGUACCAGUUGCAAAAGUUGCCGGUGAACUGAACCUGCCGUACUGUCUCUCAACGGCUGGUAGUACACCGAUCGAAAAAGUAGGAGCGGCCAAUGGGAACGGUCCACGAUUUUUUCAACUAUACAUGCCUCACGACGAUGAAUUGACUCUAUCCUUACUCAACCGAGCCUGGAAAUCCGGAUUUGACGUGUUGAUCCUCACAACGGAUACAUGGCAACUAGGCUGGCGACACGACGAUGUCGCAAACUCCAACUACGCAUUCUACCGCGGUAUCGGCGCGGGACUAGGUCUAAGUGACCCCGUCUUCCAAAAGCGAUGUCGCGAGAAAGGAAUAGACAUUGAGAAAGAUCCCGUCGCCGCAUCCACGAUUUGGAUUGAUUCAAUCUGGCAUGGUAGAGCGUGGUCAUGGGAGAAAUUACCCUGGUUAAUUCAGCAAUGGAAAUUGAUCUCUGGUGGACGCCCGUUUGCGUUAAAGGGGAUCCAGUCCGUGGCUGAUGCGAAGAAGGCGGUUGAAUACGGCGUUGAUGGUAUCGUGGUAAGUAAUCAUGCCGGUAGACAGGUUGACGGCGCAAUUGCCAGUCUUGAUGCGCUUGAGAACAUUGUCGAUGCUGUGGGCGAUAAGACCUAUGUCAUGUUUGAUUCUGGAGUCCGUGGAGCGAGUGAUGUGGUCAAGGCAUUGGCGCUAGGUGCAAAGUUUGUGUUUGUCGGUCGUUUGUGGGUUUGGGGUUUGAGUAUUAUGGGCGAGGAAGGGGUGAGGCAUGUUAUGAAGUCGCUGCUGGCGGAUUUUGAUAUUUUCAUGGCUGUAGGAGGGUUUACGAAUGUGAAGGAGUUUGAUCGUUCUAUUCUUGAGUCGUAUCCAAAGUCGUACAGCAUACCUGAAUGAAGUUGUAUCGUCCAAGCAACUGAUUGAGUGUGUUAUUGGGCUAUUUCAGUCCGUGGAUAACUAUCUCGGCCAAAUACCUGCCUUAUCUGUGUACAGACAUAGUGUGAAUAACUAGCCCUAGAGCCCUAAGCUACUAUGCUUGCUUGAUACGACGAGAAGUUCCGAAACAGAAAUUCAGGGC